This is a messenger RNA of Aspergillus saccharolyticus JOP 1030-1, 799 nucleotides long. RefSeq lists its product as uncharacterized. NCBI's taxonomy places the organism in Eukaryota, Fungi, Ascomycota, Eurotiomycetes, Eurotiales, Aspergillaceae. The transcript has a single exon. The record is from RefSeq and is a predicted model, not a curated record. The coding region runs from base 1 to 783 and encodes 260 amino acids.
AUGGCAUCCAGCAUCUCCGGAACCCGCUUCUACGUCGGCGAGAGGGGCGAUCCGCGACGCGAAGGCACCAUCGGCGGGAUCGUCGAGGUCCACGGUAUAUUCUAUGGGCUGACAGUCCUGCGCCCAUUUCUCCUGAACCCCGACCAGGCCGAUCUCUUCACUGAGCAGAGAAGCCCUGUGACAGACGAAUCCAGCACCCAAGGUCUAUUCGCGCCCAUCUCAAGCUUAAUCGAGGCCGACGCGGCCCAUGCGCGCCUCAUUGGUUCGAAAACGUGCGUGUUGUUCGCAACCGACGUCUACGACUACCAGACCGAAGAGCUGAUCGGCGCCAUCCCCGAGCUGACAGGCUUGUACGCUGUGGAUUCGAGGUACUGGCAUCGCAGCGGUAAUUGGGUGCUAGUCCGCCUGGAGAAUCAGGGACCGUUUUCCGAUGAGGAUGCGAUCCGCCUGCAUUCUGUCUCGAGAACCUGUUUCCCGGGGGGUCGGCUGCGGGUGGCACUCCAUCAUCGCCGGCUGACGGUUCAGAGGUGCAAGCUCAAGGUAGUCUCCGUGCCGCCGGUUGGUCGGCUGUAUGCUCUGUCGCUGGUGGGGAACCCGGAAGACGGCGGGGCAUGGGUCGUUGAUACAGACGGGAUGACUGUCUUCGCUGUGGUGUUUGGCUGCUAUAGAGGGAAGACGUAUGCACGCCCGGCUUUGAAGCUUUUCAACGAGCUUUCCGACAAGUUCAGGGCAAAACCAGCCAUGAUUAAAAUGCGGUCGCCGUGUGAAGACGAGUGGAUGUAAACCUAGCAUUUAUUAG